This is a messenger RNA of Aspergillus brunneoviolaceus CBS 621.78, 1343 nucleotides long. RefSeq lists its product as uncharacterized. The transcript has 4 exons. Lineage: Eukaryota; Fungi; Ascomycota; Eurotiomycetes; Eurotiales; Aspergillaceae. Bases 501 to 1043 code for a protein of 180 amino acids. The record is from RefSeq and is a predicted model, not a curated record.
AGAUAUCAGCCCUCGCUCCAAAUCGGAGACCCAGACAUUGCAAGCGCUUCCGACACAUGGCUCUCAUGGGCUUGGCUCCUGCCGGUGCUCCACUAUGGCUGUUGUUCUCCAGCUGCCAUCUCUCGCCGCGAUGUCUUGUCCUUGCUCCAUCGGCUUCCCAAUGCGUGCAGCCAGCCACGGUGGGUGGAUGACGAUGAUGAUGAUUCCCUUUCCAGCGCAAUCCCCCCAUUGCGACGUUGAAACCAUGGUGAGGAUAAUAAGCUUAAAAGGAUAUCGCCUCCUCAGCCAUGGGACUUUAGAAUCUGAAACCAACGCUCUUCUUCCUUUGGGCCCAACGACCUCUUCGCCUCGAGCUCUCAGUCAAUUGGCUUGCUCCUUUCUUUUGGCCUUCUUCCUGCCAGGCGUCCAACUGUGGCCGUAUCCACUUGGUUCCUUUAGUCUUUUGAAGAUCCAAUCGUUUGCCAUUCCUUGGCUACUAUAUCGCAAACACCACUACUGCCAUGGCUGACGGACUCAACCAAGCUCGCGCCCUCCGAGUGGCAGAGCUCAUCAACGACUACCGGACUCUUCUCAUGCACAUCUCCCAACAGAAUGUCCAAGCCCCGGCAGAUGAGUUCAACGAAGAGGGGUAUAAAGUGAUUCGAGACGGUCUGGCUGCUGCGCAGGCUUUGAUGUCAUCCAACUACAACCCUUGCGCGACGCCAGCCCAUGCCGGCAACGUCGAGGUCGAGAAGGCGGAAUUGCGCAGAGUCAUCCUUGACGCUAGCGCCAGACGAUUCCAGGCGCAUCGCAUCUACUUGAAGGUCGCGGCCGCCAGACGAUGGGUCAUCAACCGCCAAAACAUUCUGCGUGGACAGCGGCCGGGACCGCAGCACGCGGCUCAGUUGAAGAACGCCAGCAAUACGUUCCAUGCGGAACUGGCUCAAGUGACCGAACAGCACGUGGUGGCUGAUCUCCGGGCAGCCGACACGCGGGCAGGUCAUUGGCUCAACGACGACCCUUCUCUGCCUACAAUCCUUCAAUGGAUUCGGUCUCACCCAUGAGAUUUUUUUACGUCAAAGCCUGCGACAGAGCAGCGAGUUUGAGUGGUGUAUGGAUACGAUGAUGCCGUUAAUCACGGGACUACAGUACCGGUUGGAAAGCGUCCACUGGAUGCAUGUUUGUCUAUUGUUGCUCGGCGCUGGUCGCUUGCAAUCGAUGGGUUUCGAGAAGGAAAAGCUGUCUUGUGUGGAAUGUUUGGGUUUACCCUUUUUUUCGUGGUUUUCAGUUUUUUUCUUGUCGUGUUUUGAGUAUGUGUUGACGGUUUAUGAUAUCCCUGGAUGUGAUGCUUUACGCUAGACGUG